Aspergillus chevalieri is the source of this 333-nucleotide messenger RNA. RefSeq lists its product as uncharacterized. NCBI's taxonomy places the organism in Eukaryota, Fungi, Ascomycota, Eurotiomycetes, Eurotiales, Aspergillaceae. The coding region runs from base 1 to 333 and encodes 110 amino acids. The transcript has a single exon. The record is from RefSeq and is a predicted model, not a curated record.
AUGGUUACUCAGCGCACAAGAGAACAAAUCGAAGCCUUCGCCGCCGUCGAAGGACGGUCGUUCCAGCAAACCGGCCAACCGCCCAUCGUAGGAUCACCGAAUAUGCUAAACUUCGUAUGCAGCAACUGGCACCAAUCGCGGUACUUCGAUGUGGACUUCUCGCCCGCUAUUGUGAAGCACGGUCUUCCUGAGGGGAAGAGGGUCAGUCUGGUUGGGAAACCGGCAUUGGUUGUCCGGGGACUGCCGGAGAUUCAGAUGCCCGUGGCGAGCAUUACGUAUAUUAUGGGAAAGGAUGCGAAGGGGGAUUGGUGGAUGGUGUGGCAAUUGCAGUAG